This is a messenger RNA of Eucalyptus grandis, 6393 nucleotides long. Its product is annotated as golgin subfamily A member 4. Lineage: Eukaryota; Viridiplantae; Streptophyta; Magnoliopsida; Myrtales; Myrtaceae. The record is from RefSeq and is a predicted model, not a curated record. Bases 158 to 5968 code for a protein of 1936 amino acids. The transcript is spliced from 8 exons.
GCAGAACCCCAGCAGUAACGACAGCACGAUCCCCUGCUUCGCGACCAGAUCCCCUCCCCUGCAUUUUCUCUCUCUCUCUCUCUAGAAUCUCAAUUUCAGCAGCGAACCAGCAAGACGCGGGGAUCGGCGAUCCGGGAGCCGGGCGUUUCGCGGUGAGAUGUCGGAGGAGGACGGCGGCCGCGGAGCCGGGAACGGGGCGGUGGCGGCGGCGGCGCCGGAGCCGUACGGCGGAGGAGGAUCGAGUGCGGACGGCGGAGGGGGCUCCCGGCCCAACGGCAUUCUCCAUACCGAGCCCUCCGUUGCCGACGGCGAUGAUGAUGCCUCGGGGGAUCAGGUAGCUAACAUGGAGCAGGCUGAUUCGGACGACGAGGAUGCUGUGAUGGUUGGUGAAGAUGCCGGAAAAGAUGAGUUUGUCGAUGCGCCGGACGAGUUGAAUGCUGAUGCGAGGGAAGUGGCGGUGGCUGCUGGAACAGAAGGUGGGUCGGAGGAAAGGAGCAAGUUGGAUGGGAGUGACUUCAGCCAACUUGAGAAUGGACCCCAGGUCCAUCAGUCAACGGAUGAGCUCUUCCGGCUGCAAAUGGGGUUGGAGAAGGCCAUUAGUGAGAAAGAAAUUGCUAUAAGGCAAUACAAGGAAGAAAGAGAUAUAUAUGCCAAAGAACUCAGUGAUCUUUGCCAUCAGCUCAAAGGUUUGACUGUCAAACAGCCAUUGCUUCAUGCAAAUGGUGAUAUAAUGAUUAAUCGAGAAGCAGAAUCUGAAUAUGGGGAGGAAAAAGCCCAUGUACCUGGGUACUCGCCACAUGAUAUGAUUAGGGAAUGUUCAGACUUCAUUAGAGUUGCGCUAGAAGAACGUUUACAGAUGGAAGCUACGAUAAGAGACCUUCAUGCUAUCCUUUCUACACAGGAUCAACAGAUGGAAGAUCUUAAAUCCAAGAUUGCUGAUUCUGCCCAGAAAUCUGCCGAUAUAUUUACGAAUCGCCAAAAUAUUGAAGAUGCUGCAAGUAGAAUAUUAGAUUCACUUGCCUUAGUAGUUGAACAUGAAGAUCUUUUGGAUGAUUCCACUGGCGAGAAAAUAAAUCUUGUUGAGAGGAGGACGUUGCGGUUAAUUGAAAAGUUUAACCAGAUUCAUUUACAAAUUGAUCAUCUUAGGCAGUGUUUAUCUGAAAUUUCUUCAGAAUCUUUAGAUUCUAGGAUGCAGAAGGAUAGCGGGGAUGUAAUCAUUGCAGCUUGUAAUGAGUUGUUGGAAUGCAAAAGGAAGGAAGCACACUCUGCUGAAAAACUAAGCCAAUCAGAAGAUGAACAUAGAAAAUUGAUUGAACAGGUUAAUAGGGACAAGGAAUUGGCAGAAGAGACUAAUGCAGAACUUAGCCGACUUAAAAGUGAAGUUGAGCAGGAGAAGAUGCGUUGUGCCAGUGUUAAAGAAAAGCUUAGCAUGGCUGUGACAAAAGGGAAAUCAUUGGUGCAGCAGAGAGACUCACUGAAGCAUUCAUUGGCUGAGAAGACAAGUGAGCUUGAGAGAUGCUUGAUUGAACUUCAGGAGAAGUCAAGUGCGUUAGAGGCGGCUGAACAAUCUAAGGAAGAGUUGGUACAGAGUGAAAAUUUGGUUGCACUCCUGCAGGAAAAUCUCUCGCAGAGGAAUGCAAUUCUCGUCCGGUUUGAGGAAAUUCUCUCCGAGGCUAGUUUACCCGAGGAAAUGAAAUCGGUUGAGAUCGUUGAUAAAUAUAAAUGGCUUGUGGAUGAGAGAAAUAUGUUGAAAGUGGUUUAUAUAGAAUUUCAGAAAUUGAAAGAUUCCUUAACUGAGAUAGAGUUACCUGAAUCUGUCUCAACUUCCAACUUGGAAUCCUGUAUUCUUUGGCUAAAGGAGUCAUUUACUCAAGCCAAUAAACAAGCAGAAGCACUACGAGGUGAAACUUCUCAAAUAAAAGAAGCUGCAUACAAUGAGAUAGAUAGGUUAACUGCUGCAUGUUCUGUUGCAUUGCUGGAGAAGGAAUAUCUUGAAAUGGAGGUGGACGAAAUAACAUCUGAAUACAAUGAUAUUAUCAAAAAGGAGCGACAAGCGUCAUGGGAGAAGGAGCAAAUGGUCAUGCUGUUGGUGAAAGCUUCUGGAAUCUCGGUUGAGGAAGACCUUGGGGCCUAUCAACGGCUACCCUUUUCUGACUGCAACCUUCUCAUUGAAAGAUGCUUUGAAAAGGUUAAGGAACAGAGAACUUCUGAGUUGGGUCCUUCUCAUGCUGAUUUGGAAUCAUUUGAAAGAAUUAAAAGUCUGUUAUAUCUGCGGGUUCAGGAGUUAAUGCUAUAUGAGAAUGUACUUGACGAAGAGAUGCUGGAAAAGUCUCAGAAGGUUGAUAAUCUUUCAUAUCAGUUGCAAUUGUUGUCUAAAGAACGUGAAACACUCAAAGAGGAAAAGGAUCAUUUGCAAAAUGAUCUCGAACGGUCAGAAGAGAAAUCUUCUCUUUUGAGAGAGAAGUUGUCUAUGGCAGUCAAGAAAGGAAAGGGACUGGUUCAAGAUAGGGAAAACUUGAAACAUCUUCUGGAUGAGAAGAACUCAGAAAUUGAAAAACUGAAGCUUGAAAUACAGCAGCAGGAAUCUGCAGUCACUGAGUCCAGGGAUCAGAUAAACAGAAUGUCUACUCACAUUGAGCACAUACCAAAGUUGGAGGCGGAUCUUGUUUCCCUAAAAGAUCAACGGGAUCAAUUUGAGCAGUUCUUAUCGGAGAGUAAUAAAAUGAUGCAGAGGGUGAUUGAGUCCAUUGAGGGUAUCGAUGUUCCUGCAGACACUGUUUUUGAAGAGCCUGUGGAAAAGGUAAAGUGGCUGGCAGAGCACCUCAAUGACUGUCAAAAGGCUAAGGAAGAUGCUGAAGAAGAGUUGGCCAAAGCUCGAGAGGAAUCUAGGGAUUUAUUUGGCAGGUUAGCUGAAGCCCAUGCUGAUCUGAAAUUGUUGCAAGAUGAAAGGCAGGGUUUUGAAAAGUUGAAAGAAGAAGCCAUUGACUUAGAAAGCAAGUUAGUUGAAGCCAAAGCAUCUAUCAAAGCUCUGGAAGAUUUGUUGUCAGCAGCACAGGAUGAUGUUUGCAGGCUUAUGGAAGAAAAGAGGGAAAUAGAAACCAGUAAGGAAAAUGUUGAAAAAGAGCUGCUGAAAGCCAUUGAAGAAGCUUCUUUCCAAGCUAGUAACUUCACUGAGGCUUGUGCUCUCAAGAAGUCCCUAGAAGAGGCAUUGUUGCAGGCAGAGAAUGAUGUUACUGCACUCACCAAUGACAAGGAAGCAGCUCAAGUCUUUAGAGCUGCAGCAGAAAGAGAGCUAGAGAAACUGAAGGAGGAAAUCUCCAUUCAGACUGGCAAAUUGGAAGAUGCACAACAAACUAUAAAGUCACUAGAAGAUGCAUCAUUGGAGCUGGAGAAGAAAGUUGGUUUAUUGACCGAGCAGAACCAUAAUUUAGAAGUUGGGAGAAGCAAUAUGGAGACUGAGCUGAAGAAGCUGCAAGAUGAAUCUGUAACCAAGGAAAUCAAUCUGGCAGAUGCUUAUGUAACCAUUAAAUCAUUGGAAGAUGCAGUGUCAAAGGCUGAGAAUAAUGUGUUGGAGCUUGAGAAUCAAAACAAGGGAUAUAACCAGGAAGUGUUGGCACUCAAUUCAAAGUUGAAUGCAUGUCUAGAAGAAUUGGCUGCCAAAAACGGUAGUUUGGAUAACAGGUCUCUAGAAAUUGUCAGUUACCUUAAUGAGUUGCAUGCCCUUGUGAAAAACGAAACAUUGCUUCCCCUCAUGAAGGAUUGCUUCGAGAAAAAAUGGGAGUGCCUGAAGGGCAUGAAUGACAUCCUUGAAAGAGUAAAGGAUCAGUACCUCUCCUUACGUUCAGAAGCAGCAGAAAAGCAACUUGUCGAUGAGGAAGACUUCAUUACCAAAAAACAGUUCCCUGUUGAACUUAGUAAUAGCCUGGGUGUUGUGAUGGAAGCUGGUCUGAUGAAUGAAGUGGGUGAAGACAUCUCUUCAUUGUUUAGAAGGACCAUAGAAGGUUUUCAGUUAAAAAACAAAAUUCUUGUUGAUAAAUUUGAAGGCUUGUCCGCAUUUAUAGAUGAAAUUCUGGCAGCUCUUUUGAAAAAGUUAGAGGAAAGAUGUGAUGAUGUAAAUGCUAUGUCUCAGGACAUGAGAUCUUUGAAGCAAGAUAUGAAAGAAAUGGAUACGUACAAGCUAGAGCAUGGAAAUACAGUCUCCAUGUUGGAAGAUGAUGUUGCGACUUUAUUAUCUGCCUGUAAUGCUGCCACCACAGAAUUGCUGCUAGAAGUUGAGCACAAUUCUCUUGGGCAGUUGUCUGGUGCUGAGCUGGAAACCUCAGGUAGAUCUUAUGAAGAAGAAAGAGGAAGUAGUAUAAUUAAUGCAGAAUGGUGUCAUAAGAACAUUGAUGGCAGCAAAUUUGCCAAGCCUAUUGGAGAUUUGUUAUUUUCCGUUCGAAAUGUUCGUGCUUUGAUUAAGCAGUUCCAGAGCACAAGUGAGGUGGCAACUUCAAAUAUACAAAAUUUGGAAGAUGAACUUAAAGAAGUGAAAGCAGUUUCUAUGGAAGCUAUAGAAGAGAGAGAUAUGAUUAAGCAGUUCCAGAGCACAAGUGAGGUGGCAGCUUCAAAGAUACAAAAUUUGGAAGAUGAACUUAAAGAAGCGAAAGCAGUUUCUCUGGAAGCUAUAGAAGACAGAGAUAUGAAGCAAAAUAGGGUCUUUGAGCUGGAGACUGAGGUAGAGACUUUGCAAAAUUCAUGUGGUGAGCUGAGGCUUAAACUCGAGGACUGUCAAGCUGAUUGUGACAAGUUGAAGGAAAGAGAGGCUGAACUCUUGGAGGUGCAGCAAAAUAGGGUCUUCGAGCUGGAGACUGAGUUAGAGACUUUGCAAAAUUUAUGUGGUGAGCUGAGGCUAAAACUCAAGGAUUGUCAAGCUGAUUAUGACAAGUUGAAGGAACGAGAGGCUGAACUCUUAGAGGUGUGCAGUAACUCAUUGAUGAAGCAACAAGAAGCAGAAAGUUCAUUCAUGCCCCCAUCCCAACAGACAGCCCUUUUGGACAAGGUCGAUGGGGUUAGAAUCUCCUUGGAAGAGUUAGGAGGAGACACAGAGCCCCAAAUUUCUCCUAAUGUGAAAAAGCUAUUCUAUAUUGUAGAUAGUUUUACUAGAGCGCAAGAACAAAUAAGUUUGUUGUCACAUGAUAAUGAAGAGCUACAGUCCACCCUUGCCAACCAGGUUCUUGAAAUUAAGCAUCUGCAGGAGGAAGUUGAAACACGUUUGCUAUGUGAAGAAGACUCAGAGAAGAUGAAGAGAGAUUUAUCUGAGCUAAGAGUUGUUUUGGAGAAAAUUACAAAUAUGUUUGGUGGUAGUGAGUUAGUUAGAGACCAUAAUGCUUCUAGCUUAAAGGGACUUUUAUCAACCUUAGAAAAGCAAAUUGUGAAUGUGCUUAUGGAAUUUGAAAACUCUAAAUCGGAAGCCCAAGAAGUUGAAAUGAAGUUGUUAGGAAGCCAGAAGGUUGUGGAGGAGUUAUCAAGUAAAGUUAAAUUGCUUGAAGAUUCACUUCAAGGUAGAAGUACCCAACCAGAGAUCAUCCAGGAGAGAGGCAAUUUUGAAGCACCUUCAUUGCCUGCUGGUUCAGAGAUAUCUGAAGUUGAAGAUGUGGGAUCGGUUGGAAAACCGUUGAUUCCUCCUGUUCCUUCAGCUGCUCAUGCUCGGACUAUGAGAAAAGGAUCAGCAGAGCAUCUUGCUCUUAGCAUUGACAUGGAGUCUAAUCCUUUAAUCAGCAAUCAGGAAACUGAUGAAGACAAAGGUCAUGUUUUCAAGUCUCUCAAUACAUCAGGCCUUAUUCCGACACAAGGGAAGUUGGUUGCAGACCGAAUCGACGGCAUAUGGGUAUCAGGUGGCAGGAUUUUGAUGAGUCGACCCGGAGCUCGCCUGGGCCUUAUCGCCUAUUGGUUGUUCUUGCAUAUAUGGCUGUUGGGCACCAUCUUGUAACUUUUGCCAUCGAUUGGACCAGGACCCCAGCGACGUCAUUCCCAUUCUCUUCAGUUUGUAUCAUAGAAAUGUCUGUAUCCCAAUUCUUUUUUUUUGUCCCUUGUUAAAAAAGGUUAUUUUUCAUUACUUCAUAGUGCUAAAUUAGGGCAACAAUUUUAUAGAUAGGUCGCCAUACAAAUUCUUUGGCAGUUCAGGGCUGUCCAGAAAUCGUCGGUACCAUAUUCCGUGGAGAAUAAGGCCAUAUCACUUCCUGCCUUGUAUCUAGUCUCAGUAAGCUUGAAUUAAAUUACUGAUGACUUUGAUCCUGCAUUUGUUGUCUUGGAUGUGUCGACAGACAUCUUUUCGACCAAGUGUAAAAAGUGUUGUCAUAUCUAUGAAGCAUCUUGAUUGGCUGGUUAAUGAAGAUGUCUUCGUGGUGCUGAAUU